AGCAAUAUGUACUUCUCUCUUUGAUAAGUGAUCUCUCUAUUUCUCUCCAUGAUAAGUGGUCUUUCUAUUCCUGUCUAAUAUAUAACUGAUCUCUCUCUCUCUCUCUCUCUCCAUUUAUUUAUCUAUCUCUAUUCAUUUUAUACACAUCUAUCAUUAAAGAUGGAGAUGACUGACCGGAGAGCUGACGAUAAGACCAUCACCGGCGAAGCCCAAAACACGUGUAUUGCAGACUUUGAUCCACCAAAGAAAGCCAAGACAAAGAAGUUUGCCAUUGCUUGUGGCAUUUUGGCUUCAAUGACUUCAAUCUUACUGGGUUAUGAUAUUGGUGUAAUGAGUGGAGCGUCACUCUUUAUUAAAGAAAACCUCAAAAUCAGCGACGUUCAAGUCGAAAUUCUUAACGGUACUUUGAACCUCUACUCCCUCAUUGGCUCCGCCUUGGCCGGUAGAACCUCCGACUGGAUUGGACGCCGGUACACCAUAGUACUUGCGGGAACAAUUUUCUUCAUUGGAGCUAUCCUCAUGGGCCUUGCUCCCAACUAUGCCUUCCUCAUGUUCGGCCGAUUUGUUGCCGGAGUUGGAGUUGGCUACGCUCUUAUGAUAGCUCCUGUCUACACUGCCGAGAUCUCUCCGGCCUCGUUUCGUGGCUUCCUCACAUCUUUUCCUGAGGUGUUUGUUAAUAUUGGCAUAUUACUGGGGUACGUAUCCAACUAUGCCUUCUCCAAGCUCCCCAUUCACUUGAACUGGAGGGUCAUGCUCGGCGUCGGCGCGUUUCCAUCUGUUGUUCUUGCCAUCGGUGUCUUAGCCAUGCCCGAGUCGCCUCGUUGGCUCGUCAUGCAAGGGCGACUUGGAGACGCCAAGCGAGUUCUACAAAAGACAUCAGAAUCCAUAGAAGAGUGUCAGCUCAGACUAGAUGACAUCAAAGGAGCCGCAGGAAUUCCCAAACAGUCCAACGACGACAUUGUUCAGGUUUCUAAACGCAGCCAUGGUGAAGGCGUGUGGAAAGAAUUGCUCGUUCAUCCCACGCCAGCCGUUCGCCAUAUUUUAAUCGCAGCUCUUGGUAUCCACUUCUUUGAACAAUCGUCAGGUAUAGACUCUGUCGUUUUGUACAGCCCCAGGAUCUUCGAAAAGGCAGGAAUCACCUCCUACGAUCAGAAGCUACUCGCAACGGUGGCUGUUGGAGUUGUCAAGACCAUUUGCAUCUUAGUCGCCACGGUUUUCCUUGAUAAGUUUGGACGGCGUCCUUUGCUUUUGACUAGCGUGGCUGGAAUGGUACUUUCACUUACCUGUCUCGGUGCAGGCCUUACAAUCGUCGAUCAACACCACGGAAAGAUCACGUGGGCCAUCGUGUUGUGCAUCACCAUGGUAUUACUUAACGUUGCGUUUUUCUCCAUCGGACUGGGGCCGAUCACAUGGGUCUACAGCUCCGAGAUCUUUCCGUUGCAGCUGCGCGCGCAAGGGUGUAGUAUGGGAGUGGCCGUAAAUAGGGUGACGAGCGGGGUCAUCUCCAUGACUUUUAUUUCAUUGUAUAAGGCCAUCACGAUUGGGGGAGCCUUCUUUCUUUACGCGGGAAUUGCUGCGCUUGGUUGGGUGUUCUUUUAUACGUUGUACCCAGAAACACAGGGCCGAACUCUUGAGGAUAUGGAAGUCUUGUUUGGUAAAUACCAUAAGUGGAGAGAAGCCAAUGCCAUGCUUAAGAAGACUAAGCAAGUUGAUGGUGAAGACAACAAGGGUCAAAUCCACUAGGGAUAGAAGGGCAAAUGCUCAAUAAUCAGUGUUUGAUGCACUUGAUGAUGGUUUCCUGAUUCGAAUUUCUUUCUUUCGAAACCUCUUUGCAUAUUUCAGUUUUAUAUGUGUAAUUGUUGCGAACAUCUUCUUAUCUUCUUUUUCAAGUUGGAAUAACUUGUGCGGAAGGAAGAAACUAAGUUUGUUAGAUAUGUUUAUACAAGUUUGAUCUUCAGUUUGA
Molecule: messenger RNA, 1963 nt
Organism: Malus domestica (apple)
Lineage: Eukaryota; Viridiplantae; Streptophyta; Magnoliopsida; Rosales; Rosaceae
Product: putative polyol transporter 1
Biological process (GO): transmembrane transport
Cellular component (GO): membrane
Molecular function (GO): carbohydrate:proton symporter activity
Source: RefSeq, a predicted model, not a curated record